AUGGAGGGAUGUUCGUCCGAGGGCGUUUUGGAGUGUACUUCUCCUCUAACACUUUUCUUGGUUGGAAGGACAGGAAACGGGAAAAGUGCAACCGGAAAUAGCAUUCUAGGGACAAAUGGUUUUGAAUCAAGGCGUAGUUCUUCAAGUGUAACAAGUGUUUCUGAGCUGAGGAAAGCUGUACUUGCAGAUGGCCGAGUGAUUGAUACUCCUGGACUGUUUGAUUCUUCUGUUGAUUCUGAAAUUAUUUCCAAGGAGUUUGUCGGUUGCAUUGAUAGUGGCAUGGAUGGUAUUCAUGCUGUUCUGGUUGUGUUUUCAGUUUGUUGUCGGUUUUCAGAAGAAGAAAAAGCUGUAAAAAGUAGCUUGCUGGCUUUGUUUGGAAGGGAGGUGUACAAUUACAUCAUCAUCGUUUUCACUGGUGGUGAUGAACUGGAGAAUGAUGGCAAAAAUUUGGACGAUUUCUUAUGUGACUCUCCAGAAGCAUUGAAGGAACUCCUUUCUUUAUAUGAAGGUCGGUGUGUUCUGUUUGAUAACAGGACAAAGAAUCCAACCAAGAGAGCUAAUCAAGUACAACAGCUUCUUUCUCUUGUAAAAAUUGUGUUAGAAAAGAAUGGUGGUCAGCCCUUUCGUAAUGAAAUGUUUUCUGAAGUUAAGAUAUAUGAACAAGAUUUGGAAAAUGGUGAGUUUUUUUUCGUCGUACAGCUGUUAUCAAAAGUUGAACAUCUAUUGGAAGAAGAGCGGGCUCUUCGGGUUAAGGCCCAAGAGAUUGCAAAAGCUGAACAAAAGAAGUCAGAGGAGGAGAUAGAAAAGAUGAGAGAAGUGCUAGAGAGACUUGAGUUUACUGAGGUACAAGAGAAACAAAUGGAGGAGAAGGAGCCGAAACAAGAAAAGAAAGAGGAGAGGAAACCAAAGAUGAAAAAGAAACCAAAGAUGAAAAGGUUGAGUGAACUGCUUGAGACACUGGAGCCUACUGAAGUGCAAAAGAUAGAAAGCGAGCAGCAGGAGCUGAAACCAAUAAUGGAAAAGUUGAGUGAAGUGCUAAAGCGAUUGGAGCUUACAGAUGUGCAAGAGAAACAAAUAGAGCAGCAGGAGUCGAAACAAGGAAAGAAAGAGGAGACGAAACCAAAGACGGAAAAAGAAACAAAAGAUGAAAAAGUUGAGUGA
Messenger RNA from Lactuca virosa, 1161 nucleotides. NCBI's taxonomy places the organism in Eukaryota, Viridiplantae, Streptophyta, Magnoliopsida, Asterales, Asteraceae. The record is from the annotation of a GenBank genome assembly.